Messenger RNA from Arabidopsis thaliana (thale cress), 1266 nucleotides. RefSeq names its product Thioredoxin superfamily protein. Gene Ontology annotation, cellular component: cytoplasm. The coding region runs from base 281 to 715 and encodes 144 amino acids. The transcript has a single exon. The record is from RefSeq and is marked reviewed. Lineage: Eukaryota; Viridiplantae; Streptophyta; Magnoliopsida; Brassicales; Brassicaceae.
AAAAAAACGAAAGCAAAAGAAACACAUCACGAGACAGUACUUUGUGAUGUAAGCAAGCACAUACACCACUCCCUUCUUCUCCUCCCCAUUGUUUGUCCUUUUCUUUUUCUUUCCCCAAUAAUUCUCUUCUUAUUUUAUUGGCCCUUGUAUUUAUUUCCUCUAUGAUUCCUUCUUUUGUUUUAAACUUCUUUUUGAUUCUUUCUAUAUAUACAAAUACAAAAUCUCCUCUUCUUCUUGAAAAAGCUCUUUACGUUUCUCUCUCUCUCUCUAAUUGCCUGCUAUGAUGCAAGAAUUAGGCUUACAACGUUUCUCAAACGACGUCGUUCGCUUAGACCUCACUCCUCCUUCUCAAACCUCAUCUACUUCUCUUUCCAUCGACGAAGAGGAAUCAACGGAAGCCAAGAUCCGACGGCUGAUAUCGGAGCAUCCUGUGAUCAUCUUCAGUAGAUCUUCAUGUUGCAUGUGCCACGUCAUGAAGAGACUCUUAGCAACGAUCGGCGUAAUCCCCACCGUCAUCGAGCUCGAUGAUCACGAGGUUUCCUCUCUUCCCACGGCUCUACAAGAUGAAUAUUCCGGUGGCGUCUCCGUCGUUGGUCCUCCGCCGGCGGUUUUCAUUGGCCGUGAGUGCGUCGGAGGUCUUGAGUCCCUUGUCGCUCUUCACUUAAGUGGUCAACUUGUUCCUAAGCUUGUCCAAGUUGGAGCUCUUUGGGUAUGAUUGUAAUUUUCAUCGUCUUCUUACUUGUGUUAAAAUCAAUAGGCUUUUGCAGUAUCAAAAGAAAACAAAAAUUAGGGUUUCACUUCAAUUGGUCAUGAAAGCCAAAUUCUGAUUAUCAUCAGAUGAUCAUAAUUAAACACCCAUGUAGAAAAUGAAUUAUGAAUAAUUAAAGAUGUGUAAUUAGUAAAUUUUAUAUGAUUUGCUUCUUUUGAUAAAGUAUGAAUCCAUCAGCCUCAUUAAUGAUGAAUCGGAUUGAUUAGGACUACUAAACUAUGAUCUAGUUGUAUAUCUAAUGAUUGAAAUUUCUUUAUUCCUUUUUUCACAAUAUUUGACUAAGAGAUUCGAACCAUAUACAAAAUAUAAGUUUAUUGAUAAAACGCAAGAUGUUUAUACCUAACGAUCUAACAAUUUAGCUCAGAAACCUUUUACUUGAAUUGGUAAUUGUUUUUCUUUUCUUUUCUUCUGAUAUAUAGGAUCUGGAUAUAUAUAAUUCGUCUGAGUAGUUGUGAUUUUAAUCGGACUUAUGAGUAAUUAUUUCUUUGGUAAAUUAG